Messenger RNA from Leptopilina heterotoma, 1695 nucleotides. RefSeq names its product cytochrome P450 6k1-like. The transcript has 5 exons. The record is from RefSeq and is a predicted model, not a curated record. NCBI's taxonomy places the organism in Eukaryota, Metazoa, Arthropoda, Insecta, Hymenoptera, Figitidae. Gene Ontology annotation, molecular function: heme binding; iron ion binding; oxidoreductase activity, acting on paired donors, with incorporation or reduction of molecular oxygen. The coding region runs from base 150 to 1694 and encodes 514 amino acids.
CAUUUCGCAAAGAAACUUUACAUUUCUUUAUAAUUUAUUUUUAUAAAAGAAUAAACUUAAAUAUAAAUAAUCUUAAAAAUUUUAAAAGAGAGAGACAAAAAUAAAAAGAACAUUUAUUUUAUAAUAAUUAGAAUCUGUGGUGAAAAAAAAUGGCAGUUUUGACAAACAUUUUGAUUCUUCUGAUAGUAACAAUUAUUACGACAAUAGUGGCGAUUUAUAUGUACAUGACUAGAAAAUUUAAACAUUGGAAGAAAAAAGGCAUUGUGGAAUUAAAGCCCACACCGUUUGCGGGCAAUUUCGGCGAUUGUUUGUUGAUGAAAAUAUCACCCGGAUUAUUAUUUAAACAAAUUUAUGAUGAGGGCAAAGGCCUUCCAUAUGUUGGAAUGUAUAUUUUUGAUAAGCCCACUUUACUUCUUCGAGAUCCAGAAAUUAUCAAACGGGUUUUGAUAAAGGACUUUAAUUAUUUUAAUGAUAGAUUCUCUCGAGCUAGUGAAAGUGACAAAAUUGGAAAUUCCAAUCUUUUUAUGAUAAAGAAUCCGGAUUGGAAAACGGUUCGAGCAAAGUUAACACCAAUUUUUACAUCGGGCAGACUAAAGAAAAUGUUUUUGUUAAUGGAAGAAGUUGGAAAAGAUCUUGAUAUGCAUUUAGCAUCAGAGGUACCAGAAGGAACUGUUGGUACAUUGGAAAUGAAAGAAGUGUGCGCCAAGUUUACCACAGAUAUGAUUGGUACAACGGCUUAUGGAUUAAAAGUAAAUUCUCUAAACAAUCCGGAUGCAGAAUUCAGAAAAUGUGGAAGACACAUUUUUACAUACAAUAUUCGACGUAACAUUGAAUUUACAACAAUAUUUUUUAUGCCUGAAUUAGUCUCUACCUUAGGUUUUCAACUUUUUUCAAAAGAAAGUACUGUUUUCUUAAGGAAUGCUUUUUGGGAUACAAUAAACGAGAGAAUAAAAUCUGGAACAAAGAGAAAUGAUCUCAUUGAUCUUCUAAUUGAGUUAAGACAAAACUGUGAGAAAGAUCCUGAACAAUAUAACGGAUUUAAAUUUGAUGGUGAUAAUUUAGUAUCACAAGCUGCAAUUUUUUUCACCGGCGGAUUUGAAACGUCCUCAACAACAAUGUCCUUUACAUUGUACGAAUUGGCUGUGAAUACUAAAGUACAGAAUAAAUUAAGGUUAGAGAUUGAAGAAGCUUUAAAAGCCAGUGGAGGAAAAAUAACAUACGAUAUGGUAAUGACCCUACCAUAUUUGGAUAUGGUGAUAUCGGAGACACUGAGACUUUAUCCAAUCCUACCAUUUCUUGAUAGAGUUGCAAUACAAGAUUAUAAAAUUCCUGAAACAAAUUUGGUUAUUGAGAAAGGAACUCCAGUUAUAGUGCCAAUGGUCGGCCUUCAUCAGGAUCCACAAUAUUUUCCCCAUCCACAAAUCUAUGAUCCUGAAAGAUUUUCUGAACAAAAUAGAAAAUCUCUAAUGCCUUGCGUCUAUAUUCCAUUUGGAGAAGGACCUCACAUAUGCAUUGGUCAACGUCUUGGUCUAUUGCAAUCUAAAUUAGGAAUUAUUCAUAUUAUUUCAAAGUAUGAACUUUCAAUUAAUAAAAAGACUCCCGUUCCAAUACAAAUUGACCCAAAAGCAUUCUUGACGUCAGCAGUUGGUGGACUUCAUCUUGAUUUGAAAAAAAUUACCACAGUAGCCGGUUAAA